CGUGUUAGACUUUAAUUUCCUAAAUUCCACUUAUGUCCUUCAUCCCCUUUAUCCUAUAAAAGGACCACCACCACUUUGCCUCUGCAUUUGCAAAAUCAAAGCACACAGUAAUGGCAACACUAGGAGGAAUUAAGCAAUCCAAGGGAUUUGAGAACAGUGUAGAGAUCGACAGUCUCGCUCGAUUCGCCGUCGAUGAACACAACAAGAAACAGAAUGCGGUUCUGGAGUUUGGUAAGGUAGUGAAUGUGAAGGAACAAGUGGUUGCUGGUACUAUAUACUAUAUUGAAUUGGAGGCCAACGAUGGUGGUCAGAAGAAAGUCUACGAGGCGAAGGUGUGGGUGAAGCUAUGGAUGAACUUUAAGGAGUUGCAGGAAUUCAAGCUCAUCUCCGAAGUCCCUUCGGCCUCUAGUGCUUAGCUAGGUAAUUACAGUUAACGUUGGCUUGCACCUAAUAUUGAAGUACAUGCCGCGUUGGACGAAUGACCUAUAUGUCCAGAUAGGUCUAAAUAUGUAAAUGGUUAUUUCGAUUAAAUAUUAUGUCAUCUGUGCAAUCAUAUUUCCUAUGUAUUGUGCAAUUAUGUGAUACUCUUCUGAAAUAUCGAAUCCCGAUAAAUAAAUACAGUUAUGUAACUAUGUUGUGGUUUGUUA
Messenger RNA from Cornus florida, 647 nucleotides. Its product is annotated as cysteine proteinase inhibitor A-like. The record is from RefSeq and is a predicted model, not a curated record. Bases 111 to 416 code for a protein of 101 amino acids. NCBI's taxonomy places the organism in Eukaryota, Viridiplantae, Streptophyta, Magnoliopsida, Cornales, Cornaceae. Gene Ontology annotation, molecular function: cysteine-type endopeptidase inhibitor activity. The transcript is spliced from 3 exons.